CCUGGCACCCUGGUUUGUGAUGAUUUGCGCCCCCUGCACAUGCGCAACUUCCGCCGAAGGCUUCCAUCGUUCAAGACUCGUCCACCCGUCUCUACUCGGUACAGGUUAUCCAUCGACUCUUCUAUCCGCUGUACAGCCUUUCUCCCUGCGAUUCGUUACCUUUCCUGCCUAAUAUAAUACGCCGACACCAUGGCUGCUGCUGAAGGGAUCCCCGAGAAGAAGGUGAAGUUGGAGCCCCAGAUCAAAUCUGUCGAUAUGAGCGAGGACAUGCAACAAGAGGCAAUCGAAGUUGCACAGGAGGCAAUGGAGAAAUUCAGCGUCGAGAAGGACAUUGCUCAACACAUUAAGCGAGAGUUUGACUCCAAAAAGGGGGCCACAUGGCAUUGCAUAGUCGGCCGAAAUUUCGGAAGUUUUGUCACUCACGAGACGAAACACUUCAUCUACUUCUACCUGGGACAUGUCGCCAUACUGUUGUUCAAGACGCAAUGAUUGAAUCCAUCUUUCUGCAUUGGGCGUCACGGAAAAGUCUCACGGCAUUGGAGAUAAGGCUUCGGGCGCUCCCUUAAACAAAAAUGGUGACGGUGUAGAUAUGGGUUUCCGGAAAGAGAGCGGAUGUUCGACGUGCUCUAGAGCAUGUUGUAUAUACAAUGGAGAGGACAGGUUCUGGAUGAUCCUUUACCGACAAGUGCACAUUGGCACGAUGUGGUUGAAUGCGACCAAUGUUCUUCCUCCCAGUUUUCCUCCCUCUUGCUCUAUGCCGGUCGCUGGGACGCUCUUCCUGCCGGUAAUGAACUCUUAGAGCAUCUGCAGGAAACCGGGCACAAUCAACAGGAACAAACCCGACAUACAACUGAGUGGUCAGGAUCAGGAGAUUGAGGAGCGUGCCGAUCCUUCCUCAGUCAUGCCCUACUGCCAUUUGGAUUCCGGUUGAUCGAAAUGUUGCACAUUGUAUUUGGAGAUGGACGGGAAGCGGAUAUAAAACACGUAGAUUCGAGCCCAUUUUCAUUCUUGCUCCGCUAAGACUGCCAUGAGGGAAGAUACAAACUAAGAAACGACUGGCCAGGAAGUUCCUUGCACCGUGGAACUGGUCUGUACCACGAGCGAAUACCUCUAGCAGGCAACCCUUGGGCGCCCAGCGAUGGCGUCAACUGCGCCACCUCCGGAAGCGCCAUCACACCAUCGCCGCUCUUGGGACAUCAAUAGCAGUAGCCGCAACAUGGCCGCCAAUGUAGUGCAAAUCUUCAAUCGC
Molecule: messenger RNA, 1249 nt
Organism: Cladophialophora immunda
Lineage: Eukaryota; Fungi; Ascomycota; Eurotiomycetes; Chaetothyriales; Herpotrichiellaceae
Product: dynein light chain, cytoplasmic
Exons: 7
Coding region: 190-489 (99 amino acids)
Biological process (GO): cilium assembly; microtubule-based process
Cellular component (GO): cytoplasmic dynein complex
Molecular function (GO): dynein light intermediate chain binding; dynein intermediate chain binding
Source: RefSeq, a predicted model, not a curated record